Bursaphelenchus okinawaensis is the source of this 1169-nucleotide messenger RNA. The record is from the annotation of a GenBank genome assembly. NCBI's taxonomy places the organism in Eukaryota, Metazoa, Nematoda, Chromadorea, Rhabditida, Aphelenchoididae.
AUGAUCGGCCGUCUCGGACUCGUUUCUCAACGCUCCUUGAGCAUGUCUAGCCGUGUUGGAGCUUCAGAUUUGAUCACUCAAACCUUUUUGAAGCAAAUUAAGGAUUUGGCUGCUAAGCAAAAGUAACUUUUCUUAUUUUUUAGCUUUGUUUUUAGGUAUGGCUUUAUUUUCAUAAACGUAAAUUUUAAAGAUUACUGGAUAAAUUCGUUUUAUAAACUUUGACAUUGUUAUAGGGCUGCCGGAGGUUCGUUGGUUAACUCUUCGCCUGAAAUCAAGAAACAAUUGGAUGAGCAGUUGAACAAGCUUGCCCAGAAGUACAAAUUGGCUAGUGCUGAUGUUGUUGGCAAAUUGGACGUUCAGUUUGAGAAGGCAAACGUCGAGAGCUCGGUUCAAACUGUUCUUGAGGGCAAAACUUUGGAUCAAUUGAUUGCUGAGGUUCAACAAGAGUAAGUUUAUCAGAUUUAUGGUGUUUGAAAGGUUUAGGAACAGUUAAGUUUUUUUUGCGGUUUUAUCAAAAGUUUAUUAUUUUCAAAUUUAUGGAUAAUAUAGCCCAUACAUUAGUUUUGAUGAACAGCUAGGGGUGAGAAAAGGGCCGGGCCGGGCCCACUUUUAAGGCCCGGCCCAGGCCCAACGUUUAGGCCCGGCCCGUUUUCAAUUUUCUCUCAGGCCGGCCCGGUCAGAAAAUUUCUAGGCCCGGCCCGGCCCGUUUUUAAAAAAAUUUUAAAACUUAAAAAAUAAACGGAAAUUUGGCUUUGCAUUGUUCUUUUAGAUCAUUUAUGUAUCAUGGUACCCAAUAAAAUCAAAAAACAUCAACGGGGAUUAAAAUAAAAAAUUUUUAAAAAUUAAAAAAAAAUUUUUUUCGGGCCCGGGCCCAAUUUUCAAGCCCGGCCCGCGGGCCGGGCCUAACCUUUGGGCCCGGCCCGUUUCAAUUUUAGCUCAAAGCCGGCCCGAUCGUAGGGCCGGGCCUAGACGGCCCGUUUCUCACCCCUAUGAACAGCAGAGAUGAACUAUAACUGAUUUCUUUGACAAAUUUAAGGGUUAAGCUUUUAUGAAACAGGAAGAUAGUUGUAUUUUAAAGCCUAAUAUCGUUCUUUUUCAGAGAGAAGGAGUACGUAGCUCAACGUGACGCCAAGAAGAAGGCCCAAUCCCAACGCCAAAGCUUGGAAUAG